CGUGAAACGGCGCAGAACCAGGAAGUAGUUUUGCGUGUGUAUUGUUUACAUCGUACAUAAAGUCGAAAUGUCAAACUAAACCACUGACAAGAUUUCCCUCCAGAGUGAUGGGGAACGGCGACAGUGUUGUAGCGCAGAAGCGACUGGCUCGUUUUCGUCCGGAUGAGAGACCCGCUGUUGAGGGGACAUUUGACAGACUUCAUGGAGCAAGAUCCUCUGCUUCAGCUGGAAAAACAAGCAAGGGUUUAUCCUUAGACAUGCUGAAGAUGACCAUGGGAAAGAUGGCUUCAGAAUCAAUGGUGACGCGAGUGUUUCAGGGUCUCCACAGCAUUGACCCAGGAGUGCCGCUGACCCCUGGUGACGGAGUGAGUCGCGAGCAGCUGCUCAUUUUCCUGGCGGAUAUUCUCAGAGGAACUGCAGAAGAACGAGCACCGCUGGUCUUGGCAAUGGCCGAGGGUGCAAAGGCUACAGUUACCACAACUGAGCAGAUCAGAGGUUUUAUGGAAGACCUGGUUUCUGCUGCAGUACAGACUCUCGCCCACAGGGGGCAUCUGAGAGCUUGGCAACCAGAACGGAUGGGUGAUGGUGCUCAAGGUGUUAAACUGCUGGCCGAACAGCUGACCUCUGAAUUAAAACCUUCAGAUCAGAAUACGUGUGACAUUCCUUGUCUGGAAGACUGGCUGUUUCGUAUCCCAAUGAUGGCCAUGUUUUUAGAGCUCUUGAUUGGUGAAGGACUAGGUGUUGUUUUGCCCUCUCGUCCUCCUCCGACUCUGUUGCCGCCAUGUCAGUUUGCUCCCUGGUCUGACCUCCGCUGUGUCUUGAGUCUGCCUCUUCUGAUGUUCCUGUCCCCUCUGCUGCCGGAGGGACAUAGCGCCCCCUGGAGGAUGUUAUUUUCCACAAACAUGCACGGAGAAAGCUUCACCAGACUGUUGGGCAGCUGCAAAAGUCGGGGUCCCACUGUCUUGUUGGUAAAGGACACCAAAGGGCACAUCUUCGGGGGCUUCGCAUCACAAAGCUGGGAGGUCAAACCUCAGUUUCAGGGAGAUUCCAGAUGUUUCCUCUUCUCGGUUUUCCCCUACAUGCGAGUGUUCACCUGCACAGGCUAUAACGAUCAUUACAUGUACUUGAACCAGGGCCAGCAGACUAUGCCGAAUGGCUUGGGUAUGGGUGGCCAGCAUGGUUAUUUCGGCUUGUGGCUGGACUAUGAUUUUGGACACGGUCACAGUAGAGCUCGACCACGCUGCACCACAUACGGCAGUCCUCAGCUCUCUGCAGACGAGGACUUCAAACUGGACACCCUUGAGGUGUGGGGCGUCGGGAAGCUACCUGAAGAACAAGAAGGGGAUGAGAAGAAGAAAAGCAUUCUAGAUGUUGAUCCUGAGGUACAAGCCAUGAUGGAAAUGACAGGAAAAACCCUACACAGUCAAGGCCUCCGGGAACCCGAGGAGGAUGAGGAUCAAUGAGGGAGAGGAAAAUGAUGAAGCUCGAACAAGCAGUGUUUGUUUUUAUGUGUUUGGUUUGGAUCAUUUAUUUACACUAAUCUAAUAGAGAUAUUAAAGGAUAUAAAACACUGUCAGGGACCACUUAUCACAUAUUUUUACAGUCUAGUGUUAAUGCUAAUAUGCAAAGUCCGGGAGCUGGUUUCCUGCUUUCUGUGGAUGAUUAAAAUGAUCACACAAAGAAAUUCUGUUGAAUGCUGCUGGUUAACAUUGAGUAUAGACAAGAUGCAUCUGUUAUAUGUGGUUGCAUUUUGACUUGACUGAUGAAUUUAAUGUAUUAAAGUACUGUAUAUUGGAAAAUUCAUCAAUUAAAUGGAAAA
Danio aesculapii is the source of this 1819-nucleotide messenger RNA. It is a transcript of the gene meak7, whose product is annotated as MTOR associated protein, eak-7 homolog. The record is from RefSeq and is a predicted model, not a curated record. The transcript is spliced from 8 exons. Gene Ontology annotation, biological process: TOR signaling. The coding region runs from base 108 to 1463 and encodes 451 amino acids. NCBI's taxonomy places the organism in Eukaryota, Metazoa, Chordata, Actinopteri, Cypriniformes, Danionidae.